Neoarthrinium moseri is the source of this 1614-nucleotide messenger RNA. RefSeq lists its product as uncharacterized. The coding region runs from base 1 to 1614 and encodes 537 amino acids. NCBI's taxonomy places the organism in Eukaryota, Fungi, Ascomycota, Sordariomycetes, Amphisphaeriales, Apiosporaceae. The transcript has 3 exons. The record is from RefSeq and is a predicted model, not a curated record. Gene Ontology annotation, molecular function: iduronate-2-sulfatase activity.
AUGGUGCUAAACGACCAGCCUAAGAAGUUCGAGGGACACAUCCCCCUCGACUUCGUCACCGAAAACCCCAAUGUCCGCAGGAUCGACCCCACAGCUAGGAGGCCCAACUUGAUCAUGUUUAUGCCGGACCAGCUCCGAUAUGACUGCCUGGGAUUCACUGGUAAUAACGUUAUAAAGACGCCCAACCUGGACGCCUUUGCUAAGAAGUCAACAACCUUUACCAACUGCUAUGCACAAGCUAGUGUUUGUGCCCAGUCACGCUGCUCCAUGUUCUUGGGCCAGUAUCCACACAUCUCUGCCCAUCGGUCACUGGAUACCCUCAUUCAGCUGUGGGAAAGUGAUAUGUUCAAGGGUUUGAAGGAGAGCGGCUACCAUGUGGCACACCUUACCCCUCGUGGACACAUGUACGCGGACGCCGAAGUCACGGCCCAGCGCGUCCACGAGUACGGCUUCUUGGUCGAGCCAGAGGCUGACAUGUGGCGCGCCGGUAAGAAGAUGUCUGAGGUUGAUCUCGCUUGGGCUCGUCUUUUCUAUCUCGGAGAGCGUGAAGAGGAUGAUUCGUUUGACUUUGACGAGGCUGCCACUCGUGGCGCUCUGGAAUGGUUACAGAACCCCCCACAAGAACCCUGGUGCUUGUUCCUACCUCUGAUCUGGCCGCACUGUCCCUUUGAGGUUGAAGAGCCCUGGUUCUCUAUGUACGAUCGCUCCCAAAUGCCCGAGCCCGUCUCCGUGGAAUCCAAGACCGGCUUUGAGCCUGCGUACAUGAAGGCUAUUAGGGAGGAGUAUAACAUCCAGAGCACAACGAAGGAGAAGUGGCGAGAGAUUGCUGCCACAUAUUAUGGCAUGAUAAGCCGCUUGGAUGAUCAAUUCGGGCGCAUUAUGAGAGUGGUUGAUGAGAAGGGGUUGUGGGAUAAUACGGUUACCUUGCUCUUCACGGACCACGGCGAGUAUCUUGGGGAUCAUGGAUUGAUCGAGAAAUGGCCUUCGGGACUGAGUGACUCUCUCGUCAAGGAACCUCUGAUCAUUGGCGGCGGCGGUGUGCCUGAAGGCGUCGUUGUGGAGGACAUGACCGAGAUGGUGGACAUGUUGCCUACAGUCUUCGAGCUCUGCAAUGUCCCUGAGACUUUCCCCCACAAUGGAAUCUCCCUUGUGCCACUUAUGAAUCAGCAGCCCGGCUAUAAGCACAAGGAGUACGCAUUUUCCGAAGGUGGUUUCCUGCUAUCCGAGGAGUGGCUUUUAGAGAGGCCUCGUUUUCCCUACGAUAUUAAGGGCAAACUUCAACAUGAACAAACGCAGAUUGUUGGCAAGGCGACGUCGUGUAGGGAUCACGAUUUCACUUACGUCUACAGAUUGUACGAGCAGGCCGAGCUUUACGAGCGCCGGAAUGACCCUGGUGAGAGACAUAACUUGUCCGGAAAGCCCGAGUGGGCCCAUAUAGAGGCCAAGUAUCAAUCCGUGGUUUUUAGGUGGCUGGUUGAAACUACAGAUCUGAUGUCCUGGAAGCAUGACUUUUUCUUCGGCCCUAACGCCAAGAUCGACGGCCCUACACCUAGAGAACUGUUGACCAAGAGGAAACAGGGUGAUGACAGGCCCGAUCACCCCUUCAGAAUGUAA